Gigantopelta aegis is the source of this 2468-nucleotide messenger RNA. RefSeq names its product TWiK family of potassium channels protein 18-like. The record is from RefSeq and is a predicted model, not a curated record. Gene Ontology annotation, biological process: stabilization of membrane potential; potassium ion transmembrane transport. The transcript is spliced from 3 exons. The coding region runs from base 315 to 1847 and encodes 510 amino acids. Gene Ontology annotation, cellular component: membrane. Gene Ontology annotation, molecular function: potassium ion leak channel activity. NCBI's taxonomy places the organism in Eukaryota, Metazoa, Mollusca, Gastropoda, Neomphalida, Peltospiridae.
AGCGUAUGUCGUCUGCCGCUUGCAGGGCCGCAUUGCGCACAGCGCAUUAAACUUGCAUGAAACAAUAUAGUGCUAUAUAACACUGAUGACAAUCAAUACAGCAAACAUGCGCUGUUUUCUGAUCGUAGAGGGCGCAAGUAAACGUGUGUGAGAACCAUUUCAGCAUCAAGAUAUUUAAAAAUACUUUCUCGACCGACAGCACUCCAAGUAGCCUAACCAUCGACUGCGUCACACACACAAACUAAAACAAUAUUUCACAAAUCGCAGACUGCGGAUGUCGUUUAUAACAGGUGUGGUUCUUUUCGAAACUCACGAUGACAGAGUCGCCCGAAAGCACAUCGAAACUCAUCGUACCGGACGUAAACCAUGAAGCUAUAACGACAAAUCACGUGACGAAAGUCAGCAGUAUAGUUGACUCCAUGCUUCAUGUUUCGAAAGUCAACCAUGACGUUGACGCUGACACGGAUGGUCAGGAAACAGAAGCGAUUUAUGACGCUGACCAGGUAGCGAAAUUAAUUCAUUACGCGGACUCCAUUGAUCAAAUUACGGAAGUGACUCAUGACGCCGACGCAAUGGAUUGGAUUACGGAAGUGACUCAUGACGCUGACGCAAUGGACCACGAGACCGAAGUGACGAAAUUAACUGCUGCAGAAGACGUGAAAAGUUUCUACUCUGACGGCCACGCCGUGAAGUACGACACGGGCGUCAGCGAGGAAUACGUGGAGACAGAGGACGUCAUGGAGGCCGUCGACCACGAUGGCACGAGUGGGAAGGCGAAGUCCUCUUCCUACUCAAUCAGCACGGUUGCGAUGUGCAAGGCCCUGGCGAAGAAGAAGAAGCGGAGUAUUCGCAUGAAGAAGAACAUUGUGUUCCUCUUCAAGAACUUCCUCGUCUUCCUCAUCUCACACGUCGGCCUCACCAUCCUCGUGAUCGCCUACUCCAUCGGCGGGGCAGUCAUGUUCAUGAACAUCGAGUCGAACAACGAAAUCGAGAACCGCUACCUGGUGGCCAGGGUGCGCCGGCAGCACGUCAAGGAACUGUGGAAGGCCACCAGAGACCUGAACGUGCUCUUCAAGAAGAACUGGACGGCCAUCGCCGACGACGUCUUCACGAGGUUCCAGAGCUCCGUGUACACGGCCGUCAGCAACGGCUGGGACGGAGUGGACGAGGCUACGGACGUGGCGGCCAAGUGGAACUAUCCAGGAGCUCUCCUCUAUUCCGUGACUGUGAUCACCACGAUAGGUUAUGGUCACCUGACCCCACAGACGCAACUGGGACGGAUAGCGACGAUGAUAUAUGCCCUGAUCGGGAUUCCUAUCACUCUAGUCUGCAUUUCAAACAUCGGCAGCCUCAUGGCGAAAGCCUUCAAAAUCUUCUGGCAAAACUUCGCCUGCUUAUGUCAAAGGGGGAAGCGCAAAAGAACCACCGAGUUGAAAUCCGGGAAGAAGAAGCAGAAGAAGAAAGAUGACGUACAAGUUCCCAUCGUCAUAUGUCUGCUACUGAUGUUCGGCUACAUCGUCCUCGGAGCCAUGUUGUUCCAUUUCUGGGAGAAAGAGUGGACCUACUUCGAAAGUGCGUACUUCUGUUUUAUCACCCUCAGUACGAUAGGGUUCGGAGACUUCGUCCCAGGGCAGAGCAACAGGCAGUGGGAGGACACGGCGAAGCGCGUGACGAGCACCCUCUACUUGCUGUUCGGUCUGGCCCUGAUGGCCAUGUGUUUUGAGCUGAUGCAGGACGAGGUCAAGGACGCGUGUCUGGACUUCAUGAGGUGCGUGCGGUGUUGUAAGAAGAAGUCGGCAGACAACAGCAUAACAGAGGAUUCGGAACCAAAAGAGGAAGCAGUCUAAUGGACGGCUACCGUGGCUUAAAUGCAACAAGGGCGAGUCUAGGGGUAGAAUGGCGGUCCGGUCAUCUUCACCCUGGAGGUGACAGGUCCUUUAUUUCUAAUUUUUCGUAUCUUGCAUAAACAUAGGGAAGCUUUACAUUACCAGGAUAAAAUAAUGUUUCACUGACAAGACAGAUGUCAUUUCUUUUAAAUUCUGACAACCUCCUAGACACUUCUAGAUCCACCAUUGUUGUACCACAGAAGGAAAAUGAUACUAAUGUUUCACGUAUAAAUCUCUAGUCAACACGUACUUAAUUAUUGAUAGUAUAUAAGAUAUUUGGCUGGUUGAUAAAGAACAACUCGUCAAAUAGUACAUCAAAUAUGUAUCUUGUUGACACAUAAUGUAAUAUUUGUGAAUAUUCAAAAACCAAAUAUGCCUAUAAUUAUGACUGCAGCAGAACCUGGGCAGCGUGGAAGUACAAUGGUGUGUUCAAGAAGCCGGGCGCUGACGAACAGUUUAACCGGUGUAAACGGAAUGCAAGUCCGUAGGAACAGUUGUCCGCCCGGACUUAAUCUCCUAGGGAAUGCAUGUCCUAGGUCUAAUAUACCUAGGAAUGCAAGUCCUAGGACUUACGUUCCUUCG